Messenger RNA from Mangifera indica (mango), 1246 nucleotides. RefSeq lists its product as uncharacterized. Lineage: Eukaryota; Viridiplantae; Streptophyta; Magnoliopsida; Sapindales; Anacardiaceae. The record is from RefSeq and is a predicted model, not a curated record.
GUAACUUUUUAACAAAAAGUGAUAUGCAAGUUUCAUUUUUGAGAUUCUUCAAUUUUUAUUCCAAUGGCUGUCUGUAAAGCCUGUGCGAAUCUGGAAUUGUAAUGUGUGUCAUACUCAAUACUUCCAGUGUAAUUAUAAAUGUUACUUGUAAACUCAGAGCAAUCAGAGAAGCCAAUAGUAUGAGCUCCACUUCUUAAGACAUGGGCGUGGUUGGUUUCGGAAGAUUACCUUCAACAUACUCGGCGUUCGAGAUCUUCCCAUCUUUGCGACCCAGCAAAACGUUGUAGUACGGACCGCCCACCAUCGUCACAAGAUCACGGGUGGGUGGCGACAGCGAGGAUGUCGGAGCAGGAGACGGUGUGGGGACAUGCAAGUUCAAAGGCGGUUUUGGCUCGCACAAUGACAUCAAAGGCUUUGUCGGGGAGGGAGAGGUUGAUGUCAGCGUCAGGUUCAGCUUUGUUGAAGGGGGUGGAGGAAAUGAGAACCGAACCGUCGCAGCCGUUGAGGAUGCAGUCGUGGAAGAAGACCACGGCGGCGGUGGUGGGGCUGGUGAUUUGCUUGUUGGUGAUGGUGUCUUGCAUGAAUUGGUCGAAUCUUGGACAUGACUUCUUGUAGUAGUUGUAGUUGAGUCUUGAAUCUGAAACAAUGGCAAGGAAUGUAAGGAUUAUGAGGAUGUGGAGAAAUGAGGGUGGAGCCGUGGCCAUUUUGGGUGGUGGAGCUGACGAUUGAGAAAGAAUGGAGGAGUAGUGUCAGUGAAGCGAGUGGUGCGGGGUAUUUUGAAGAGUCAAAAAGGCUAGGAUUGGGAGGUAAUUUGUGGAGUGAAGAAGCCUAUUAUUGAACUGGUCUUGCGUUGGAUGAUUGUGUAAUACUGAAAGACAGACACAGAGAGAGAGAGCGUCUGCUCCACCAGCCACGGGAUGAGUGUUGCCAGGAUAAGGCCCGAUUUCAAAUUAGAGUUUCAGUUUUAUUCAAAACAAGCAUCCAUUAACCGAGUUCAAGCCAGCCAACACUGCUCGGAUCGCACUACACCCUUAGUUUAAACAUUCAGGUUUGUCUCCAACAAGGCAUGUUAAUGCAAAUCUGACAUAGGUUAUCUUCUGAUUUGUCUUUUAUCCCUGCAAAAUAAACAAAUCUUAAUUCUUCUCCGCAUGUAUGUAACCUCAUGCAUUUCAUUGAACUUGUAAAAGCUUAGGGGGGCUUAGAUUUAGAAAGGAUGCAUCCUAAUUCACAGAGCUUUCGAUUUCUU